Messenger RNA from Argiope bruennichi, 3453 nucleotides. RefSeq names its product zinc finger protein 585B-like. Gene Ontology annotation, biological process: regulation of transcription by RNA polymerase II. Gene Ontology annotation, molecular function: RNA polymerase II cis-regulatory region sequence-specific DNA binding; DNA-binding transcription factor activity. The record is from RefSeq and is a predicted model, not a curated record. The transcript is spliced from 6 exons. The coding region runs from base 1 to 3453 and encodes 1150 amino acids. NCBI's taxonomy places the organism in Eukaryota, Metazoa, Arthropoda, Arachnida, Araneae, Araneidae.
AUGACACACAGUGAGAAGCACCCUUGCUUCAUUCACAAUAAAUUUGAGUCAACGUAUCUGCCACAAUUGCCAGUAGAAUCGGAUGAAAACUUUCAUGAAGUAAAAGACAAACCUAUGGAAAAUUCAAAUGACAUUUCCCGCUGUUUAAGUCGAGAUGCCCGAGAAAACGAAAAGAAUUCCAGUAAUGAGCAACCAAGGAAUUCUUCCGACAAUUCAUGCUAUUUUAAUCCCAUUUCGAAUGCUCAGGUGAUUGACGUUCAAACUAAUGAAAAUGCAACGUGCAUUACUUCUUCAGAAAGUGUUGAAUCCAGUUACAGACCUGAAAACGACCAUCGUGAAACUGGUGAAAUAAUCCUGAUUGUCUCUGGAUCAGGUAGUGUUGACAUACAAAAACAACCAGUAUCAGAUCUUUUCCAUAAAACAGCUGAUAAAGAAAGUAAAAUGUUUCUUGAAAACAGCAAAUGGCAAACUUUGAAUAACGAUAAAAAUAAUUUUAUGCAUUCUGUAGAAUGCGUUAUCAGACAAGAUUGUUCACAUGAUAAUAAAAUUCCUGGACGUACAAAUCUGAUUUUGCAGCCUGAUCUCCCACCUGGAAGUACGGAGUUAGACAAUGGCAUGAUCCUUAUGUCAGGGAAUGUAAUGGAUGAACAUAUUUCACUUGGAACGAAUUCUAAGGCUCACAGUGAGAAAGAAAAAAUGUUUAUCAGCGUUGAAGAACCAAUCUCUAAAAAGGAAGAUGACAAUGCUGUGGCUGGAUUUUCCGGAUUCUGUUCUCGUAAAAAGAAAUUUCCUAAGACCUUCCGUAGGAAAGAUACUCUAAAAACUAAUUAUCAAACACACACUGGAAACAAACUCUUUGUGUGUGAUAUAUGUGAGAAAGACUUCUCUCGGAAAUCACAUCUCGACCAACAUUACAGAAUGCACACUGGCGAAAAGCCUUAUGAAUGCGGUAUAUGCGGGAAAAAAUGCAGUAGGAAAGAAAAUCUCAUCGUCCAUUAUCGAACACACUUAGGUGGCAAGCCUUUUAUGUGUGAUAUCUGUAAUAAAAGUUUUGCUUAUAAGGGUUAUCUUAAUACACAUUUUAGGACGCACACUGGAGUAAAGCCUUAUAAAUGUCCAGCUUGUGAAAUGUCGUUCAUUAACAGCAGCAACUGCAAAAAGCAUUACAGGAAUGUUCAAAUAAUUGAAGUCCAAACUAAUGAAAAUGCCUCUUUCACGGCUUCUUCAGAAAAUGUUGAAUACGCUCACAGUCCUGAAAAUGACCAACGCGAAACUGAUGAAAAUAUGAUAGUUGUCAUCGGAUCAGGUGGUGUUGACUUACAAAAUCAAAGAGGAUCAGAUAAUAAUAAUUUUUCUGGAACUGCGAAAUCGACAGUGAAUCCUGAUUUGUCACCAGGAAGUAACGAGCAGAAAAAUGGCAAAGGGCAAGUGGCAGAAGAUGUAAAGGAUGAAAAUAUUUCAUUACAAAUGCAUUCUCAGGGUCACAAUAAUAACGAAAAUGAACAUAUUUCUUCCACGAAAGAAGACAAAGCCGUGGCUGAACCUUCGGGAUUCUGUCCUCGUAAAAAGAAAUUUCCUGAGACUUUCAGUAGGAAAGAUACUCUUAAAAGAAAUUACAACAGACAUUACAGAACCCACACUGGCGUAAGACCUUUCGUGUGCGACUUCUGUGAAAAAGAUUUUGCUCGUAAGGGUGAUCUCAAGAAACAUGUUAGGACUCACACUGGUGACAAACCUUUCGUGUGUAAUUUCUGUAAAAAAGGUUUCAUUCAAAAGGGUGAUCUUAUUAUACAUAUUCGGACCUACACUGGAGGAAAACCUUAUAAAUGCCCAAUUUGUGGAAGGGAUUUCGCGACCAGCAGCAAUUGUAAAGAGCAUCGCAGGAGAAUGCAUAAGUAUUCACAAUCACGGCCAGCAGAAUCGGAAAAACACCAUGAUGAAAUAAAAGACAAAACUACGGAGAAUUCGAAUGACAGUUCUCGGUGUUUAAGUCCAGCUUCAGGCAAAAACGAAAAUAAAAAAUCUGAGCUCAUGAAUUUGUUGCUGUUUCAAAAUAAUGAAAAAGAAAAAUCGCUUUCCUCAAAGGAAAACAUUGGUAAGACUUUUUCAGAGAAUUCUGGUAAGGAACAACAAAGGACUCCUUCUGAUAGUUCAUACUUCAAUCCUUUUUCGAAUGCUCAGUUGAUUGAAGUCCAAACUAAUGAAAAUGCAUCUUUUACUACUUCUUCAGGAAAUGUUGUAUCCGGUUACAGAACUGAAAACAACCAAUGCGAAGCUUACGAGAAAAUGAUCGUUGUCACCAGAGCAAGUGCUAUCGAUAUGCAAAAGCAAAUAGGAUCAGAUUUGAUGCAUGCGACAACUGAUGAAGAAUAUAAGAUGUCUCUUGAAAAGAGAAAAUGGCAGACAUUAAAUAACGAUAAAAAUAGUUUUAUGGACUCUCUAGAAUGUGUAAUAAGAAAUUCUCUUCUAGAUAAUAAAAAUAAUUCUGGAACUGCGAAUGUCAUUUUAGAAACUGAUCUUCUACCAGAAAGUAAGAAGCAAAGAAAUGGCAAAAUGGAUGUAUCAGAGAAUAUAAAUAAACAUAUUACACUGGAAGUGAACUCUCAUCUUUAUUAUAAGAACGGGAAAAGGGCUGCCAACACGAAAGAAGCAAUAUGUAACAAGGAAGCUGACAAUGCUGUGGCUGGGCCUUCCGGAUUCAGUUCUCGUAAGAAGAAAUUGGAUAAGACCUCCAGUGAGAAAGAUGCUCUUAAAACAAAUGAUCGAAGACACACUGCCUAUAAGCGCUUUUUUUGCGAUAUAUGCAAGAAGCAGUUCUCUCAAAAAUCAAGUCUCAACCGACAUUACAUAACCCACACAGGCGAAGCGCCUUAUGUAUGUGAUGUAUGCGGAAAAUUUUUUUCUCAGAAAACCGAUUUCAUCAUCCAUCAUCGAUUCCACACCGGUGACAGACCCUUCGUGUGCGAAGUCUGUAAUAAAGGUUUUGCUCAUAAAGGGAAUCUUAUUGCACAUUUAAAGAUGCACACUGGAGAAAAGCCUUUUGUAUGUGAUGUUUGUAAUGAAGCUUUCGCUCAAAAGGGUACUCUUCAAACGCAUGCUCGUACCCACACUCGAGAAAAGCCUUUUGUAUGUGAUGUUUGUAAUGAAGCUUUCGCUCAAAAGGGUACUCUUCAAACACAUGCUCGUACCCACACUGGAGAAAAGCCUUUUGUAUGUGAUGUUUGUAAUGAAGCUUUCGCUCGAAAGGGUACUCUUAAAACACAUGCUCGUACCCACACUGGAGAAAAGCCUUUUCUAUGUGAUGUUUGUAAUGAAGCUUUCGCUCAAAAGGGUACUCUUAAAACACACGCUCGUACCCAUACUGGAGAAAAGCCUUACAAGUGUCCAAUUUGUGGAAUGGCUUUCACGACCAGCAGCCUUUGUAAUAGGCAUCGGAGAAGAGUGCAUAAGUGA